Molecule: messenger RNA, 2476 nt
Organism: Neoarius graeffei (lesser salmon catfish)
Lineage: Eukaryota; Metazoa; Chordata; Actinopteri; Siluriformes; Ariidae
Product: dynein regulatory complex subunit 2-like
Exons: 1
Coding region: 363-1694 (443 amino acids)
Biological process (GO): regulation of cilium movement; axonemal dynein complex assembly; cilium-dependent cell motility
Cellular component (GO): axonemal dynein complex; axoneme
Source: RefSeq, a predicted model, not a curated record
GCUCACCAGACCCCCAUGUAGAAGUGUCGCGGUAUCGAAUCCCGUCCGGCGCGACAACCUGCAAACUUUCAACUCAAACACAACAUUAAUACACUUCCACACAAAAAGCCCACGGUAGAAUUUCACCAAAUCCCCUUCACUCCGUUGGCGUUUAUUUUCGCGAUGUUUCCUGCAUGCGCCGAGAGCUCAAAGUCGGUGAGCGAGCGCUCUACCAUUUGAGCUAAUUCCCCGGGCUAAAAAGCAGGCUCUACAUUGUAGUGAAAUCUCGAGGACUCUCUUCGGUGGGGCACCAAAGAUUCGAAUGGAACGAUUUGGGCCACGUCAUGGAUGAUGUCACAAAGGGAACGCUGAUAUAAAAAGCGAUGAUUUUUUUUGUUUUAAUUACAGCUGACACGGUGAAGGAGAUCCACGUUAUGGACAACACGGUGAACCAGCCCAAGGUGCACCAUGACAAGUUGAACCAGCAGUGGCGUGCGAUCCUGCGCCAGACUCGAGCGGCAGAGCUGCGUGAAGAUUUCACAAUACUCAGAAAAACUUUUGAGAGAGUUGUGGCCUGCAAGGACAAUGCCAUUAAUUUACUGGUGAGGGAUCUGAACGAAACGGCGCAGCAGUCAAGCGCUCAUCUCCAGCAUAUGGAUCAUCUGCUGAAGGUACAGAAAAGCCGACUGGCAGCACUCGAGUCACACUGGAGCACCAGUCUGAAGGAACUCAGUACUGAGUACAACUCAAAGAGGGACCAGCUUUUGAAGCUGCACCAGCAGGAGAGUGAGUACAUCAAAGCAGAAAGCUUUGCCUUGGGCCAGCGCUAUGCUGAAAUGUCCAGUGAGGCCAAACAGGACUAUCUGAUUGCACGUGAUGACAUCAAAAACCGGCACGCAGUGGACAGCACCUUGCAGGAGUUGCAGCAGUGGUACCUCCGAGAAAUGCAGGCGUGCACAGAAGCCACUGAGGAUCAGAAGAACAAAGCUUUAAAUUUGCACUCUGACAUUGAGAAGAUAAACCUCAAGAGGAGGCAAGUGCAGAAACUGCAGGACACCAUCAAAGCUCCGUCUUCUCAUCAGAGCUCCAGUCAGAGUGAGAACGAGGCAUAUGCAUGUCACCUUCAGGAACAACGUGAGGAACUGACUCAGAAAGUCCAACAGCUCAGAGCUAAGCUCAGCUCUGCCCAGGAAGCUGAAAGAACACGUCUAGUUAAUCAGAUUACAUACAGCAAUAACACAAUUAAAAAACUGCAGGAUGUUAUCGGAGAGGAAGAGAGGUUGUUGCGUAUGGCUGACGUGUGUCGCAAGCUUGAAACUGAGCAGGAGAAGAUGCUUCCCUUUUACAUGUCAUCUUUAAAUGCUGAGGAACUGAGUCAGGAGAAAGCACAUUCUAUGGAGGCGAUGUCUAAAGAGUUGGCACAGACAAUGGUUGAUUACCGAGAUCUGGAAAAGUUCUGGCAACGUUAUAACAAGAUUCUACUGGAACGUUUGUGCUUAGAACGGGAGAAGGUGGUUCUAGGAAGGGAGAACCAGCAGCUGAGGAUUCUACUCAAGCAGUACCUGGACAGAAUCUCUGUUAGUGAUGAGAUCCUACAGCAGCAGAACUCGCUGCUUAUGUUGUCCUGUGCACCACAACUAGUCUCUCCAGCUUCAAAACCUCAGACAUGCAGAACAGUCAUUGAAGCAGCUCAUGUAGUGCAGCACACGCUGUAGAAGGUAUGGCCUACGAUCAUCUGACAUUGCCUAUUUAGGAUGAUACUUUAGAUUUUAUGCGAGAUUGUUACAGAAGAUGAUGCUAGAGAAAGCUGCAACAACUAUCACACAAUCUGCUGAAAAAUAUUUUUUACUGAUUACAAAAACAUAAAGAUCAUUCCAAUGAUACAGUGAUGGCUCUGAUUGAAUUCUGUGUGUGCCAAUGAUAUAGUCACUAAUAACAAUUUAUACAAGGACUUCUAUGGUGUGUGAGCUACAUAAUCUAAUCAUAAACAGAUAAACAUGUUUAAAUUAAACAAAGUAGAAUGUAUAAUUGCUGAUAUGGUGAAGUUUUUUUGUGAUGAGAUUUCUGUUUAUUAAAACGCUUAUGGAAGGAGUCUCCAGUAUUAACACUUUACAACAAUCACUGAGUUUUAAGCCAUGGGAAAGUCUUCAGGACAGAGGAGUUUGCACUCAAUAAUAAAAUUUAAUAAUAAUAAUAAUAAUAAUAAUAAUAGUUACAUUUUUUAUCACACCUUUCGCAAACACAAGGACACUUUACAGAGUAGGGUGAAGAAAAAAAACAAACAAAACCCAGCCUUCUGUUUGGACUUCUGCUUCCACUGAGGGAAUGCUGUCUGCAUUCAGCUGCCGAUAUUCAUGGUUUUUAUUUUGUUUUGAUUUUUGGAUGUUUCCUAUUUUUGAAAAUGUUUAUCUGCCACUGCCUGCUGCUAUUUCUCAUCUGUUGGAUGUUUACAGUUUUUCGAGACUUUUAUUUGCUACUGUCUGCUGCUGUAAUGCUA